AUGCCCACCGCAACACUCUCUACAAUCACCACCGAUCAAAUUGAUGAUCUCCUCUACCUAGCUCGCCUCGGCGAGACCACAGACCUGACAGCGGGCGUCAACCUUUUCGCCAAGAGCCUCUCCGCUACUCCCGGCAUAAUUCUCACAGCAGCAAUUGACAAGGACAGCGGCAAUGGCUUACUGCAUAUGGCUGCUGCGAAUGGGCAUACAGAUACGUUGAAAGAACUCCUCACUCUCUCCGCCUCCAACCACGCCCUUUCACUCAAUCUACAGAACGCAUCGGGCAAUACGCCAAUGCACUGGGCGGCUCUCAAUGGCCACUUGCCCGCCGUCAAGCUACUCAUAGAAGCUGGCGCGGAUCCGACGGUCAUAAACAAGGCUGGGAAAGAUGCGGUGUACGAAGCCGAGGCCAAUGAGAAGAAUGAGCUUGCUUCCUGGUUGCUCACAGAGGGAAAGGGGCUGGAGAGUGCGGUUGGCGGCAGUCUGAAUCAAAUUGCACCGGGAGUAGGGGGAGAAGGCGAUGCGGAAGGGCAGCUUGAGGAGGUGAUGAAGGAGGGGGGGACGGAAGAGCAGCCUUGA
Molecule: messenger RNA, 579 nt
Organism: Letharia lupina
Lineage: Eukaryota; Fungi; Ascomycota; Lecanoromycetes; Lecanorales; Parmeliaceae
Exons: 2
Coding region: 1-579 (192 amino acids)
Biological process (GO): protein palmitoylation
Cellular component (GO): Golgi membrane
Molecular function (GO): protein binding; palmitoyltransferase activity
Source: RefSeq, a predicted model, not a curated record